This is a messenger RNA of Podospora pseudocomata, 3327 nucleotides long. RefSeq lists its product as uncharacterized. The coding region runs from base 106 to 285 and encodes 59 amino acids. Lineage: Eukaryota; Fungi; Ascomycota; Sordariomycetes; Sordariales; Podosporaceae. The record is from RefSeq and is a predicted model, not a curated record. The transcript is spliced from 2 exons.
GUGCCAACGCUUCAAAACGCAUCCCGUCUCGCGGAAACGCCGUCAUGGCAAGCCCGAAUUAGAUACGCCAGCACCAUAGCAGUUUGUACAAGUCACAGAAAGUACAUGUGUCUACUGGGCCACGGUGGAUGGGAAAGGAGAGACGUUGGAGAGACGGCGCGGGAUGUUUUCCAGCUUUGUGGGGAUGCGUGUAGCAAGUCGUCUUCACUCGGGAGAUCGUCACGCAAUCCGUUAGGUCACACAUCGCGAACUAUGGGGGGGAAUAAGAAAGUUCGCCGCCGGUGAGCGCCCUUCCGGAUCGCCAACGAUGUGGCGCCUGCUUCGACGCCAUUGAACGGCAACGAACGGGACGCUCCGUUGGAUUGCGACAUGAGUCGUGCCAGGUGGGCCCACCUGACAAAACAUAUUCACCAGCUUCACCAAGGUAUGUACACACCAUUAGACCUUGUCUUGAGAUUUAUCAUAUAUACGACAAAUGUAGUGCUAUAUUUGCACCUACAUCACACCCAGCAGAGUAGUUAUACCUAUGUGGCUCAGCCGGCCGGUUGACACCUGGCCAUCCAAACUCGGCUCUUCUGCUCGAGACUGGACAUUGGCCGGCACACCAGUCCAACGCUUUGGACUCGAAUUCCAUGAUGCUGCCACUCACUGCCACUCUGAUGUUUUCAGGGAUGAGACAAUGACCUGAUCCUGAUCCUUUCCACGAGUGGAUGCUGCCCCUGAGAGCAACAACUUUGCGGAGGCUCAGCAGCACUCGGCUUCGGUCCGGCUCGACUCCCCCGGCCUGUGGGGGCCCGAAUUCUCCUCGGCCGUUGUGACGUCUGGUCCACAUGGCGGCCCGUGUAGGGCGGUCGAAUUUGACGACGUCCCUGAGCGAGACGUGGUGAAACAACAGUCUCUCGCGUACCGAACCCGAACAUUGAACACGCCAGCAACUGUCUCCUGAGCAGAAAGAUGUGUCUUUUUCUUCUCGCCAACCAGGAGAGCCAUGGUUCGUCAACAUCACAGAUAUCAUGCAACCACCUUCGGCGUUUACGGACCUAAAGAUCUUCGGCCUACUCUUUUCUUCUGUCUCUGCACGGCAUUUGCUCUGAGCAAGGGCAUAGUUUGAUCCCGAUGUCCAUAGUUGGCAAGCGCUGCGGGUCAUAACAGGGACCAUGCUCAAAUCAAAGAGUUCACCAGGCUCAAAACUUGAUCGUCAACACGCGGUACCGUCGCAGAAUGUUAUUGACAGCGCAUGACGAAGCCAGCCCUAAACCAGGCCUUGUUCUCACCGAGGCAUGGCAGGACGGCCUUGACCGAAUUGAAGCGUGUCAACUAUGAGGUGCAAACCAAUCCUUACUAGCAGCGUUUCGGGUGGCAGCCGUUUAUACAACAGGGGGCGCAUCUGCUCGACCCCGAUUAGUCUACACGGCCGCCAGCCAGCAUACGCGGACCGCUCAAGAUCUUGUUCGGAUGCAAGGUGUCUUUCCGUCAUCACGGCAGUGGCCGGGCACUUCGUACCUGCAUGAGAGAUGGCCAUCGACACUUGUUGGGGCUUUCACCCUCAGUAUGGACCCGCCCCCAUCCACAAAGACAGGACGAAACGAAGCCCACGUCAACUGUCGUCACUAUAGUCGGCUGCCCUAACGACACCCACGUCAAACAUCGCCUGCCAGCACGCCAACGCAAAGAUGGAUGAUAUGAUGAAGCCACAUCUCGCUGCGUGGGUUAUCCCGACAACCGAGGGUGCUUUGAAGGGGACCUACCUCUUUAACGACGGGAUGAUGUUGUGGCCCGUGCUUCCGUAUUGCCAAAAUUGGCGGAGCAAUGGAUCGCCGGCUCGACCAUUCUCCGUUCACGGCCAAGUGGGCUCCCGUUGGACCACCCUCGAUGAUAUCCUUGAAGACGGUAGGGUUUAGGACCCAUCUCGGACAAGGAGUAGACCCUGUUUGACCUAAUUUGUACCCGCUCUCCCCCGCCCAUCAAAGGCUUUCGCCCGAGGCCGGUUCCCAAAGAGGUAGUCGAUAACGUUGAAUCUCCAGCACCAAUGUCCCUUCACCAUGUCGGGCCCGUGCCAUACAUAUCCAAGGCCGGCAGCAUGUCGUUUCGAGUCUUUCCGGCCCCGUCCCUCGCCGUGCUCCCCCAGGUGUGCAUUCCGGGCAGGUAAUUUCAUCACCGCCGACGGAUUGGAUGUCGACUGCAACACCAGCGUUGUAGAGACCGUGGGGUGGAUCGUCAAAGGAACGCCAAGUACUCCAGAAAACAAACGGUUCUCCGUUCCAGACCUCCACACCUGGAGCCGCGGUGUUCAUCUGAUGAUUCGAUGAUUCGUCGCUUGUCAACGUCGGAUUUCCUGCGCUCCGCAAAUGACUAAUGACAUAUGAACCUCCAACCUGUUGUUCACAGCGAACGCGAGCUUUCACCAACAAGAUUGCCGGCUCUAUCCAUUGAACAAGGCCAUCAGCAACAAAGUGCAAGCCGGUCAUUGCCGAGAAGGCCGGGAGAUCGAUCGCCAACAACCCGGUUGUCGAUUGAACCUUGGCCGGUGUGGAGCAACCAGCUCCGAAUAUGAUUGCUCAACAGCGGACAGAACUCACGCCAAUGGCCGCAUUCCGAGUCCCUCCGCCAUGUGAUAGGUAUCUCUAGCAGCCGCCAACACAGCAGCAGGCCUCUGAUUAUCACAGCGAGUUGAUUGCCAAAGGAAGAUAGAGGGUCUGGCCCACGGCGGGGCGCUCACUGGCCACAUGCUGUGCUCUAACAGCAAGCGCAGACUUGUUAGGCGCAAGCGCUGACGGUGGAGAGCUCCCACCACAACCAGCGCGUGCCUCUCUCUCUCCCCGUUGCUGGGGAUGGACAGGCGCGGCGAUCCAAGUGUACUCCCCCGCUGACUGCUACUGGUCAAGAAGAACAGCAGCCUGCCCACGCAUUUUGUACGGCCCAGUACCAGAGUAUACAUGUGCUCUUGACGGAAUCUCUGGUGGAUCACGCCUCCACAUCCCCGUCCAGCCCAUUUUUUUAAAGCCUCAAAAUCACCCCUCGCUCGCGCAAGCUCGGCGAUUUUGGCGGGGUGCCGCAGCGUGUCCAGACCUCAGGGAGCUUGGCUUGGCAACGCUCCGUCCCUUUAGCCCAUGUCACCAAUGGCAAAAGUUUCGACGUUCGCCAAAGGCCAAAACAGAACGAUAUCUCUGAAGCGUGAGGUUGAGGACAGAAUGUACAGCCAUGGAAACAUAUCACUACGCAUGGGCCCGCUUCUGGCGCACUCUAAAAGCAUUCGAAUAAAAUUUCAAAAAUCACUUCUUGGGGUUAAACCCCCGGUGGCAUCCAUUCCUCGCGGCUGCACCCCCC